AUGGAAGCACAAUUCACGGACGAACAGCUCAUGGACCUGCUUCAAAGCCUGGACAAUCUACCCCAAUCAACCUCACCAUAUGGCCUAGGUAUCAAUCCUUCAAGCCUUGGAAUAGAGAGCUUUAACAGUGCCUCUUUCGACCAUGCUCCUUCCUUUGCAGUAACAGGCAAUGAAUUUUCAUCCGUCCUCGAAGAAGCCACCGGCGAUGGCGCAGACAUGACCAAACAUGAAACCUUACAGUCUCGUGUCGACGACCUGGAGCAAGAAUUGAAUUAUAUGAGAACUAUUUUGAAGCAAUUGAAGGCAUAUUUAAUACACUUGCAGCCCUGGAUGAUGGAAGUUACUGAAGCACUUGACAAGCUCGGAGAUGGACCGGAAACCCCAACAGGCCCUGUAUUUACUGCGGAUGAGGAGAUUUGA
Molecule: messenger RNA, 420 nt
Organism: Aspergillus affinis
Lineage: Eukaryota; Fungi; Ascomycota; Eurotiomycetes; Eurotiales; Aspergillaceae
Exons: 3
Coding region: 1-420 (139 amino acids)
Source: RefSeq, a predicted model, not a curated record